AUGGACGGGAUUAAAGUGACCCAGGUCCCCGCGACUUUGGUGCGCUUGGGCCAGCAGCUUGAAGGAACUGUACAUUUGACGCAACACCAUAUGAUAUUCAGAACAGACCAGCGUGAAAUCUGGAUAAGCUACCCCGUUGUCUCCGAAGUUGUACGAAGAGCCGCAACCUCAUCGGGUUCCUCGGCCCUUUUGCGCAUGGUUGGCAAAGAUUUCAUGUUUCUUUCUUUUCAAUUUGCUUCAGAUGACGAUGCAAUCAAUGUGUACGAUUCCUUAGUGAGUCUUUGCCAUCCAGAGGAUACCUCGGACCUGUACGCCUUCGUCUAUCGUCCGGCCCCUCCGGAAAGUAAUUUUAACUGCUGGGAUUUGUAUGAUCCGGUUAAGGAGUAUCGCAGAAUGGGAAUUGUCCCUGAAGAUACAUCUUGGCGUAUCACGAAUGCCAACAAUUCUUUUACACUGUGCCCCACGUACCCCCCUUUGCUGGUUGUGCCAGGCUCAAUUAGCGACACGGUCUUGAGCUAUGCAGCGAAAUUCAGGUCCAAAGGGCGUCUCCCUGUGUUGAGUUACUAUCACCAGUUCAACCGGUGCACAAUCUCCAGGUGUUCCCAGCCUUUGGUUGGCCUUAAACAACAUCGCUCACCCCAGGACGAGGGCCUACUGCGGGCAAUAUAUGCCACAACAGAAACUCCGCGAGGCUACCACGGUGCCACGGUCGAGAACCUAAUUGUAGACCUUCGUCCGGCUGGCAAUGCUUACGCCCAAACUGCCCUCGGUGGUGGCACAGAAAAUAUGGAUCGAUACCGGCCCGCACGAAAAGCAUAUUAUGGUAUCGACAAUCUUCACGUCAUGAGAGACAGCUAUAACAGGGUCGUAGAAGCUCUUCGUCACGGAGACGUUAGUGACUCUACCCCCUCUGCCGUUAGUCUGGAAAAGAGUCAAUGGCUGCGACAUAUCGAGAUUAUUCUCGAGGGAGUUGCUCAAGUUGUGCAGCAAGUUCAUUUCAAGUGUUCUCAUGUUGUUGUACACUGCUCAGAUGGCUGGGAUAGGACACCCCAGCUCACGUCUUUAGCCAUGCUUUUGCUGGAUCCUUAUUUCAGGACUUUGGAAGGCUUUGCUGUAUUGGUCGAAAAAGAGUGGGUGUCAUUCGGGCACCAAUUCCAAAUACGAAACAACGACUUGGGCCGCAAGAAUUUUUCUACUGUUGAAGAAGAUCCGUCGGUGUUUAGCAAUGUGACCAGUUUUAUUUCCGAAACUACCAGAGGUCGACAGUCAGGCCCGAUCUUUCGGCAAUUUCUUGAUUGCGUGUACCAACUAGUCUACGAACACCCUAAUGAUUUUGAGUUCAAUGAACGAUUCCUUAGGAGACUGCUCUAUCACAGUUAUGCGUGCCAGUACGGAACCUUCUUGCUCAACAACGAACGGGAAAGAGAAGAGUACAGAGUGCGAGAAAAGACUCGAAGUGUCUGGGACUAUUUCAUGGCCCGCAAACAACAAUUUUUAAAUCUAAGUUACGCUGCCACCGAAGAAGUAAAGCUACCCCCUGCAAAAUCACGUUGGUGGGCUGCAGCAUUUGGAAGAUCCGACGCCGACAUGAAUGAUCCCGAAGCAUGGAGAAAAGAUGCGAGUCCCAAACGGCAAAGCCCCAGCCUCACGCCCAAUUCUGCCAAUGGAUCAAAGCCGGAGGACAAAUCGCACACGCUUGCUGCUUCUUUAAACCAAGUCACUCUGGAUGAUACCAAACGCGAAACAACUAUCCAAGCAGAAGAAGUCGUCACGUAA
This is a messenger RNA of Wickerhamiella sorbophila, 1776 nucleotides long. RefSeq names its product Phosphoinositide 3-phosphatase. The transcript has a single exon. NCBI's taxonomy places the organism in Eukaryota, Fungi, Ascomycota, Dipodascomycetes, Dipodascales, Trichomonascaceae. Bases 1 to 1776 code for a protein of 591 amino acids. The record is from RefSeq and is a predicted model, not a curated record. Gene Ontology annotation, biological process: dephosphorylation. Gene Ontology annotation, molecular function: phosphatase activity.